UCACGGCCGGGCCGGAACGGCGCAGCCCCGGAACCCGCGAGCGGCUCCGCGGGCGCGGGCGGUGCCUGUGCCGCACGCACCUUCCUGCGGCCGCCGCUCCGCUGCGCUGCCCCGGCCCGGCCCGGCCAUGCCGCGCCUCCUCCUCCUCCUCCUUUUCCUCCUUUCCCUCCUCAUCCCGCACCUCGGCCGCGCCGCCGCCCCCAGCCCGGCCAACAGCACGGCGAACAGCACGGAGCUGCCGCGGACGACCGCACGGAACGAGACGCAGCCGGGGUCGGAGCAGGAGUCCGGGCCGAGGCUGUCGCUGGGCUCGGGGCUGCCGGUGCUGAGGCGGGCGGUUUAUGUGCUCAGCGCUCUGUCGGCCUUGGCCGCGCUCUACUUCGUGCUGCGGGCGUUCCGGUUGAAGAAGCCCCAGAGGAAGAAGUACGGGCUGCUGUCGAGCCAGGACGACACCAUCGAGCUGGGCUCCCUGGACAGUGACGAGGACACCGUGUUUGAGAGCCGGAGCCUGAGGCGAUGACUCGUGACCAGCAGCACUGGCUGCCCUGAAUGAUGGAGGGUCCAAUCCCAGUGGAAUCUCCAGUGCUCAAGUUUUCUAUCUGCUUACAGUGACUUAAUUAACAGUUCCAGCCCUUCCAUAGCUGAGGGCAGGGGAGAGGGGACCAAACCUGUUUUCUUCACGUGCAUUCUUGGGGACAUUUCUGGGGAAAGAUGAGAGCUGUUCACUGCAUGGGGGAAGGCUGAGGUAAGGGAGAUGCUCCUGGAUUUUCAGCACCUGAAAUCUGAUCUUGAGAGCUGCCCCUGUGCCUCAUACCCCUCUCUCCUUGCCCUGGAAGCAUCAGAUUCUUUUUCCAGGCUCAUCCUCUUUCCUUCAUGCAAUAUCAAGUUACUUCUUUGGGAAGUGUCUCUGUAAUCAGCUCCUGGGAGGAGCUGGGAGAGCUCUGGGUGUCUUUUACACAAAAGAGGGUGGGAGGGUGGUAGUUCAGACAGAGCAGCUUUGGGAAUGAGUUAAAAGAGUUAAAUUUUGCAGGUUUGGCAGGAUAAUCCGGGUCAUUCAUGGGUUUACAGAUGUGUUUACAAACCUAAGGAAUAUUUAUCCAAAAGAGCCACCAAAAGGGCUGGGAAUGCCUGGACUCUGCCCAGCCCCAGCUGUGAGCUCACCAGGGACACAUGUGACAUCUGCCAAACUCUGGAUUUUGUGAUACUGAGAAGAGCCAGGUAUGAGCCAGGGAGUGUCCUGGAGCAUCUGAUAACUGGAAAAGGGGGACCCCAACCCCUCCUGACUGAGUUUCAGGGCAGCCCUGGCUGAGCUAGCUCCUCUCAAGGACCCUGAAGUUUCACUCUCUUGGCUGGUACUCAGGCAGAUUCUUUCCUCAGCCCUUUGUUAUGUGGAUAUUUGGGGUCUGAUUGUAUAGGACCAAAGGUGAAUGUGUCAGGAGGUGGUUUUUGGACGGAUCUGCUGCUAAAACAGUGAAAACUGCUUUGCCAAUUUGCCAACUGCUCCUGUCCAUGGAAACUGGCAGCACAUCCUUAAAUCCCAUUCCCCAAGCUGGUAGUGCCUUUGUUUGGAGAACCCGAGGGAUUUGCCCUGCGGGCAGGGAGAGUCCCUGUGACACCUUUAGGGUGGAUAUUUUGGAAUGUCUUUGGCUCCUUUCCUUUGGCUUGCAAACCCCCUGUGGAUCAGGGGCGGGGAUGACACCGGGAGAAGGGGAUGUGCUGAUCAGGGAGAGGCUGGGGGCUCCCGGGGCAGCUGUGAGAGCUGUGAUCUGUAUAAGCAGCCACCUUUGUUUGUUCAGGUGAGGUUUCCUGGAGAAAUCCCACCCCCAUGGCAGCUCUGUCUCACACGUGCACAGUUUUAAAAUACAUAUAUAUAUUUUUAAUAACCCUGCCGUGUGCACACAGUGCUUGGAUGUGUGGCCUGUUUUCCUGUUUGGAUUGUUCCACACCUGUUUUGGGCGUUUCCUGCUUGUUGUAGCUGCUGCAGAUGGGAGCAGGCAGAGGUUCCAUGAGGGAAUUGCUGGGAUGGUUCCACCCAGCUGCAGCUUCCCUGGGGAUGGUCAGAGCUCUGUGAUCCCUGGUCAAGGAUCUCUGGAUCCUGCAGAGCUGCAUGUGCUGGCAAUUCCUUGGCUCUUUUAUUAUUUUUUCCUCUGGAAAGUUGUUCUUUGUGCUGUUGAAGCCAGAUGAGCCUGACUGUCCAAUCCACUGCCAUGUUCAGUGUUUGACUAACACAUUCCUCAUCCUUCCUUUACCUGGAGUGAUGAACCUGAGCAUUCCUUAGGCUCCCCUUUUGUUGGACAGAUGGGGUUUGCAAUUCUCAAGUUUCCUCACCUUGCAGGAGUGGAGCAUUUGUUUAAUGUUAAAUGAUUUGGAUCAGAGGGAACCUCAAGCAGUAAGUCCUGCCCUGAAAAUAAUUCUGCUGGAAUUAAUUUUGGCUGGAACAGAUGUUUGUGUUUGAGCAGGGAAAGGUGUGGAGCAGGUAAUGAGGUGCCUGGGUUGUGCUGUGUAGGUACCAGGGAAGGGAAUUGAGGUGCCAGCCUGGAAUUUCUGCACCACUUCCAUGUUUUCAGAGUUCUGCUGACAACCUUUAGAGGGUACAGGGUACUAAGGUGCUUGUGGGGCUGUCACUUGUCCUGAUCUUGGGCUGUAAUCAGGGACCCUGUGAAGCUGCUUCCAUUUCCAUCUGCCCCUGGGCAGCAGUUGGCAUCUGGAUUUGCCCUUUGCAGGCCAUGACAUUCCAUCCCUGUUCUGCUCUGAGUCCUUGGAGUCUUUUCCAAGAGGAGAAAACCAAGUAACAGAUCAGAGACUCCUGGGGUGCUCAACAUGAUCCCAUUUCCCUGGGAAGAAUCAGCUGGAGCUGUCACUUCCGCAGUGUGAGCAGUGCCAGGCCAGGGAAGUGUUUUUGGGGUGAAUCUUGCAAAUAACAACAGCUUGAACCCCUCACAUGACAUUUCCACAAAGGAGCAGUUCAGGUGUUCCUUCCAUUACUCUUCCAGUUCCUCCACAUGCAUUUCAUACCCUUGUUUUAGGUCUCUUUGCACCAGUUGGAUCUUCCAGUAGCUUUCCAGUUUAAGUUUUUCAGGCUAAACACAGGAAUGCAGACAGACCCACCUGUCCUGGCCCUGGGCAGGCUGAUGCCUCACCAGCCACUGCUGCACUUUUCUUUCUCCUGGAUGUUGCUGGAGGCUCCAUGUGCCUGUUCUGCAGGAUUCCUGCUCAUCCCAGCCAGGAGGAGCCAAUGGACCUGUUACAGUCACCACCUGUGUUCAUCACAACUGGCUACAACAGUCUGCUCUGAGUUAAGCCAAAGCCAAUUUUCCAAAGUUUACAUAAUCCCUCUGUUGUCUUGGAGGCUUUCUGGGAUGCUCUGCUGCUGACACCAGGCUGCCCAAACCCACUGGGCCAUCUGCAGGGUUAAUGGGAUCCACGGGAGCAGGGUCAGGUCAGCUCUGUGGGUUUGGUUCUGUGCCUGGGGUGGGUCCUGCAGCUGAGUGCUGGGAGAGGGGCCAGUGGUGGGAGUCAAUAAACAGCAUUUGAGCA
Oenanthe melanoleuca is the source of this 3537-nucleotide messenger RNA. It is a transcript of the gene FAM174C, whose product is annotated as family with sequence similarity 174 member C. The coding region runs from base 128 to 520 and encodes 130 amino acids. The record is from RefSeq and is a predicted model, not a curated record. Gene Ontology annotation, cellular component: extracellular region. The transcript has 3 exons. Lineage: Eukaryota; Metazoa; Chordata; Aves; Passeriformes; Muscicapidae.